Adineta ricciae is the source of this 1344-nucleotide messenger RNA. The record is from the annotation of a GenBank genome assembly. NCBI's taxonomy places the organism in Eukaryota, Metazoa, Rotifera, Eurotatoria, Adinetida, Adinetidae.
AUGGCCAGUGUCCGCAAAUCAAAUGAUGGAAGAAAAAGAGCGAAAACGAUGGAGUAUAUGGAUGAUAAAGUUAUUAUUAAUGAAGACGAUCAAAGUCAAUCCAAUACUCGUAUCGGUCAACACAUUCAUGCACAAUUUGAUAUGUCGAUGUCGAUUCUUGAUGAAGCCGCAGUUGAUGAGUCAGUACUCGAACCAAUCAGUCGACCAAAUCCAUUGAUUUCUACCAAAGUGAAAAAGCAACGAGAUAGCGAACGUUUACAGCUUUCUCGACGAAUGAGUGAUAUUUCCUUCGGUAAUUUCAAUGACACUCUGAAUAAAACAACAACAGAAUUUAAAGGACGUGAUCAUGUCCUACGGGUAAUGAAAACCACAACAAACAGACCAAGUAUGGAGCCGAAAAACUACAAAGUUGUGCAGGAAAUAAUUGCUAAACGACACGAAAAACAAACAACAAAUGCACCGAUAUCAGAAUUUGCAUUAAAUUAUGGUUUGAUGGAUAAUAACGGAAAACAAUCAAAAAGUCGACAAGCAUCAGAAUUUGUCAAUGACAUGAUUCAUCAAUUAGAAGGCUUAAAAUCGACAUUAACUAGACGACGAACAGUCGACUUUAAUAGUUCAUUGUUACGAGUGGUGAAAUUGAAAACUGUAUGUAACCAAUUGCUUUGUUAUUGUCAAUAUGUUAAUGAUCAAGAGGAUGUUGUGCUUUUUCUUGAUCCACACGAUCACCAAUCGAAAAGUUUAGCAAUCAAUGAUCAUCUUCGUAUUUCAGGUGAAUCGAGAUUGGACAUAACUCUAACAGAUUUAGGUUCAGCUACACUAGGUAUCACAGAUAUAAGAAAGGAACCGAUUGUCAGCAAGACCGAAGAACAAAUACCAAUGGAAACGACCCAUACAUACGCAUUCAACUGUCCAUGUCAUAAAAGUGACUCGAAUGAACAUUCCGUUUCAGUAUUUGAUCUUCAAUCCACAUUUCCGAAUGAUAGUGCUCAACAAAAACCGAUUUCCUCCGUCGAACAAGUCUACGAAUCAUUCACAUUGGCUUUAAUGUCUAAACGAAAAUUUGAUCUCUAUGGUACAAUUAUUAUUUGUGAAUCUGAUGAAAAAAAUAACAAAUACAACUUCGUUGUUCGUGAUGGUAUAGGCAACUGUCUUCAAAUAAUAUUUACCGAUAUCCGUGAAGUUUCCAUUGAAAUUCGAACACGAAAAUAUAUCUUUCAUCAAAUUGAGUUUCUUGAACGAAUUGAAUCACCAAAAGAAUCAAAUCGAUGGCCAUAUGAAGAUUAUGUACCGCCUAAAAGACUUUUUUGUUUCAGAUCUCUUGAUAAUCAAGUAUCUAUGCUGUGA